Molecule: messenger RNA, 1695 nt
Organism: Stegostoma tigrinum
Lineage: Eukaryota; Metazoa; Chordata; Chondrichthyes; Orectolobiformes; Stegostomatidae
Gene: rnaseh1
Product: ribonuclease H1
Exons: 8
Coding region: 79-906 (275 amino acids)
Biological process (GO): DNA replication, removal of RNA primer
Molecular function (GO): RNA-DNA hybrid ribonuclease activity; nucleic acid binding; magnesium ion binding
Source: RefSeq, a predicted model, not a curated record
GGGGCGGGCGGACCCGCGGCCAAUCAGGAGGCGAAGCCUUCACAAAGGGCGAGUUACUGUUUUUCCCAAAGCGGCUGGAUGUGGCGCUUUGGUGGGUUGUUAACGGCACUUUCGAUGGGCAUGAAGAAAAGGUUUUAUUAUGCGGUGAAGGCCGGACGGAAGCCUGGGGUGUACGCAACCUGGGAUGAAUGUAAAGAGCAAGUAGACAAGUUUCCCAAUGCCAGUUUCAAGAAGUUUGGUACUGAAGAUGAUGCAUGGUCUUUUGUAAGAAAUGUGGAAUCAAGUUCACAAGCUACCUCGACAGAAUGUAGUGAUCAAAUCAAGUCUACAAUUAAGAACCUAGAGGACUGUAAUGGGGGAAAGCGUUCUCUGUCAUCUGAUGAUGAGACAUGCCCAAAGCGUUUUAAAAGUGCGCAAUCAUUCAUUGACUUGGAACAGAAGUUUACUUACAUGGGAGAUGCUGUUGCAGUAUAUACGGAUGGCUGCUGUUCGGGUAAUGGGAGGAAUAGAGCUCGGGCAGGAAUUGGUGUGUACUGGGGACCAGGUCAUUCCCUAAACCUUAGUGAAAGACUUCCAGGAAGACAGACCAACCAAAGGGCAGAAAUAGUUGCAGCUUGUCGAGCAAUUGAGCAAGCCAAAGAAUACAACAUUGAAAAGCUGGUUAUUUUUACAGACAGCAUGUUCACCAUUAAUGGUAUCACCAAGUGGAUCAAAUCUUGGAAGUGUAAUGGCUGGAGGCUUAGUACUGGCGAAUCAGUAAUCCACAAAGAAGACUUUGAAAGACUUGACAAAUUGACCUCUGAUAUAAAUAUUGAAUGGAUGCAUGUCCCUGGUCACGCUGGUUUCCCAGGAAAUGAAGCAGCAGACAGUCUAGCUAAAGAUGGAGCUUCCAAGCCGCCAUGCUGACAAACAUUGUCAAACACAUUUUGUAGGUCAUGGAUGCAAAUCUGAGAUUAGUACACACUGUGAUGCAAAGCAAACUUCAUAUUUUUGUUUGUAAAGCCUCCUUUUCAGUGGCUCCAACAAUACUGUUUAUUCCCAACUGCAGGCAUAGCUUGUUCCACUGUCAAUAAUAUAACUGAAAAAUCAUAAUAUAUUGCAAAUAAUGGGCUGGUUUCCUAGCCCUUUUUAAUUUAAAAUUGUAGCUAGCAAAUACUUGAGUUUCCAAAAUACUGUUGUUUGCUUGUCCCUUUCGGAAAGGUUCUGUGGCUGAAUGGAAUUGGCUAAGUUUCCCAACUUUGCAGCCUGGAAAAUUUUGAGGGAUUAUAGCUGUUUCCUCAAUAACACAAUGCAGUAUAUUGGUAUGUGCAGCUCAUUGUUACAGUCCUUUUUAAGUACGUUAAAUUUGUGGGUUUUCAACCAAGAGCGUGAGAGUCACUUGCAUUUUGUUAAACAAGUGUUUGUACAGUGUUGAUCUAAGAACUUACCUCAUUUGGCUUGGUGUGUAAGAGGUUCUGAUCUAACUUUUUUUCUGAAAUGUUCAAAUACACAAUUUUUGAUCCCUGGUUUGAGUUUUUGUUUCUUUUGCCUAAUCAUUUAAUUUAUAUUCUAUUGGUAAGCAUGAAUGUUAUUGUGCAUGAGUCCAUUCACAAAUAGGAUUGAUUUGACUUUUGAUUUUUACAAUAUAAUAAUGUACAUAGGCUGGUUUUCGGAUUGUAAAGCUAAAAUCAUAUGAAAUAAAUGUUCUGUUUUGUA